AUGGCGCGUGUGCUGAGAUCUCUGCGCCAAUUGCUGGGUUUCACUCCGUUGUCUUCGCCUUCACCGUCAGCUCUGGACCCGCGCCACCGCUUCGCCCGUUCAAUUGAUACAGAUUUCUCCUAUUUGCGAGAGGGCGACCAGGUUAUAGUCUACAACCACAGAAAAAGACAGCCGGCCUUAGCUGGCCCGCUUCAGAAAGGCCAAAAGGCGCAGACAUCCAAAGGGUCUCUGGCACAUGACCAGAUCAUUGGCCGGAAAGUUCGAGAUACCGUUCAGUCAAGCAAAGGUGUAAAUUAUCGAGUUAACCUUCCUACCCUCGAUCAAUAUGUUGCGUUGACGCCGCGCCAUGUAACGCCGAUUUACGCUAAAGAUGCAAGCGUCAUUGUUUCAUAUCUUGAUAUAGAUGUUGUGCCCCCAGGCGAGGGUGACAACAGCCAUCCGCCACUAGAGAUCCUCGAAUCCGGAACAGGCCAUGGCGCUUUGACACUACAUCUAUCGCGCGCAGUCCAAGCCGCCAACUCCCUUCCACCGCCAAUCCCGAAAGCGUCUCAAGUGAAAUAUCUAGAAGAAAGUCCGACACGGCCGGCCGAUGACACAAAGGAUACUUCGAAACGCCCGGAAGAUGGAAUCGGGUUUGGAGGGAAAGAAGUAGAUCUGGCGCAACAACAAUGGGAUGCGUGGCGUGCCCAGCGCAAAGCAAUCAUCCACACAGUUGAAGUAUCACCGACCUUCUCGAAGCACGCAGAGAAAAUUGUCCGCGGGUUUCGCCGCGGUAUCUACGCCGGCAAUGUCGACUUCUACGUCGGUCGUGUGGAGAACUGGAUCUCAGCUCGAAAGCAACAACUUGAAGCACCCAGCUCCGCCAUUAGCUCUCUCCUCAAACCCAAAUCAUUGGAACCUUUCCUCACCCAUGCAAUCCUCGACAUGCCAUCCGCCCAUCUACGCAUCCCCGUCGUCGCUCCCCUUCUCAAACCAAACGGUGUUCUAGCGGUCUUCAUGCCCAGCGUCACUCAAAUCGCGGACUGUGUCGAUAUUAUCCGGAAACAAAGAGUUCCGCUUGAUCUUGAACACGUUAUCGAGCUCGGGACAGGAAUCAGUGGCGGGAGGUCGUGGGAUGUUAAGUUUGUAUCGAAAAAGUCGAAGGCCGAUCCAGGAUGGGAUAACUCAACUUCGGUCGAAGCUGAGUCUGGGAACACUACCGAAGAAUCAUCUGGAGAAAGCAAAACGGUACCCGAGAAAGCACAGGCACAAGAAACCGCUAAAGACCCGGAAGGCGUCCUUGUGUGCCGACCAAAGGCUGGGACUUUGCUGGCCGGUGGAGGCUUUGUGGGCAUUUGGAGAAAAAUGCAGGGUGUACAUGGAGAGAACACCAUGUAG
Molecule: messenger RNA, 1377 nt
Organism: Aspergillus puulaauensis
Lineage: Eukaryota; Fungi; Ascomycota; Eurotiomycetes; Eurotiales; Aspergillaceae
Product: tRNA (adenine-N(1)-)-methyltransferase
Exons: 4
Coding region: 1-1377 (458 amino acids)
Biological process (GO): tRNA methylation
Cellular component (GO): tRNA (m1A) methyltransferase complex
Source: RefSeq, a predicted model, not a curated record